Columba livia (rock pigeon) is the source of this 3462-nucleotide messenger RNA. It is a transcript of the gene SPRY2, whose product is annotated as sprouty RTK signaling antagonist 2. The coding region runs from base 1729 to 2670 and encodes 313 amino acids. Gene Ontology annotation, cellular component: membrane; cytosol. Gene Ontology annotation, biological process: animal organ development; negative regulation of Ras protein signal transduction; negative regulation of MAP kinase activity. NCBI's taxonomy places the organism in Eukaryota, Metazoa, Chordata, Aves, Columbiformes, Columbidae. The transcript is spliced from 3 exons. The record is from RefSeq and is a predicted model, not a curated record.
UAUAUGUGUGUGUGCAUAUAUACACAUAUAUAUUUCUCGUGUGAUUAAUUCGACCCGUAAGACGAGGAAAGUUCUUGCUCAGAUUCUUCUAUGCAGAGGAUAUGUGUGGAGCGGAAGGAAAGCCUUAAUUUUUGCUGUUACUUUUUUUUUUUUGGUAGGUUUACUUUAUACCAGCCCCUCCUAACCCCCCUCCAAAAAAAAAAAAAAAAAAAAAACAACAAAACCUGCUGGUGUUUUCAGCAAGCUAUUUGUGUGUCAGUUUGCCCCACCCCGAUGGUAAAGUCCCUUUUGCCCUAAUCCAUAGUCUGAUCACACACUCGGCCCUUAAUGGGGGUUUCAAAGCACUUUGAAAGAAGAGGAGGUGGUUGGUGUGUGUGCGGUGAGGAUGGGGGUGGGGGUGCCUUGCACUGGCUCCGGCCACAAAACAGAAAAUCACGGGCAGAGGACUUCUCCCCCUUAGGCUUGCCUUCUCCCAGCCAGAGACACGGGGUUUUUCCACAGCACGCAAGAAGCCCCUUGGGUUUUAAACUUCCCCAAAUGUGCCGAACGCGAAACCCGGCCCCCUUGCUCGCCCUUUUGCCAAUCCCAGCUAGGAAAAGUUAGCAAUCAUGGCACUUGAGCUCUGCGAGAGUGGACUUUGGCUUUUAGAAGUGGGGAAUCGUGUUGUCGCACACAUGCACGCAGAAAAAAAAAAAAAAAAGGCAAAUGCUGCUUCUCUGCUCUUGGUGGAUGGAAAGGAGAGAAGGGCUAGAUCAGAGGAGGGAGAGACAUGCUUUCCCCUAGGAAUUUUCAGGCAAAUGUGUGUUUGCAAAUAAGUGUGCUGGAGACUUGCCUCUUGUUCUUAGCGGAUCUAUCAAGGGGAGAAAAAGGAGGAUCUCCCGGCUCGGACCGAUGUCCCGCUGAAAACGCCUUCUGGGUCCCUUCGGGCUGGGGCGGAGGGGGGCGGACUGAAGUUCAGGCAGUUUGCAGAAUAUGCGUAAAAUAACAGGAGCUUUUCCAGCGGCCGGCUUUGUGGAGCUGAAUGGGUGCUUAUGACAAGGCGAGAGGGGGGUAAUCUGCCUUUUGCCCAGCUGUCCCGGAGGUGUUGUCUCAGACCGUCUCCAGGGCGCCUUGCACUAUCCGGGAGGGGAAGGCUUCUUUAGCAUCUCUCGGGGGAGGGCAGGGGGGGAAGAGUUGAAAGGAAACAUGGGUUUGACUUUCCCGAUAAGGCGGCUGCAGCAGCCCCCUCCCACCUCCCGGCCCAGAGGAUGUCUCCCGGUUUAUCUCCAGGUUGGCUGCACUUGCGGGGCUGCUGGCGGCGCCUGCGGCCGCGCUCCUGGGGGCGAGGGGCGGCCGCCUCCCACCUGCUGCGCCCCGGGAUGGACCCAGGAGAGGGGAAGGGGCCAAAGCGCCGAGGUUUCUCUUCCAGCUCCCACCUUGGCGUCUGAAAGGGGCUUCGCCACCGAGACCGGUGUCGUUCUUAGCGUCCGCAGGUCAGGGUCAGCUUUGCUUUAGCGCUGGGUUGUCAUUUCUGGAGAGGCAGGGUUGGACUCGGCGUAUCUUCUUGGCUGGCUGAGUCUGGCUCAAGUCUGGACGUGGAGAGCGGAUAGGGCUGCUAGUUCCUCUCAGGAAGGUAAUUGGAUUUUGGAACCACUUUAAGAUAUGAUAAAGGCAGAACAAAUAUUAACUAAUUUAGAGGAUUUCAGAUGUGUUCUAAGCCUGCCGGGGUGAGCACGCUUCCGGGCACUGAUGGAGACAAGAGCUCAGCACAGCAGCGGGUCGCAAGCCUUGCUACAGGCUCGGCGUGACAGUGGGAGACUGCACGGGGAGCCCGACCUGCGGGAUGUCCUGAUGCAGCAGGUUCACGUCUUGUCGUUGGACCAGAUCAGAGCCAUCCGGAACACAAAUGAGUACACGGAGGGACCUACGGUGGCUCCACGGCCAGGGGUCAAGUCCACUCCUCGGCUAGCAACCCAGCCCAAAAGUGAAAGACCCCAUGGCUUGUCCGAGCAUCGUCAUUUUAGCCGGAUUCAGCACACGCAGACGCACGCCUCUCCUCGGGCUCCUCUGUCCCGAUCCAUCAGCACGGUCAGCACAGGUUCACGGAGCAGUACAAGGACAAGUACGAGCAGUAAUUCAUCUGAACAGAGACUUCUAGGAUCAUCUUCAGGGCCUGUUGCCGAUGGGAUAGUCCGAAUGCAGCCCAAGUCUGAGCUCAAGACAAGUGAGCUGAAGCCGCUGAGCAAAGACGACUUGGGAGCGCACAGCUACAGGUGUGAGGACUGUGGGAAGUGUAAGUGCAAGGAGUGCACGUAUCCCAGGACCCUCCCAUCAUGUUGGAUCUGUGACAAGCAGUGUCUUUGCUCAGCCCAGAACGUGGUCGAUUACGGGACUUGCGUUUGCUGCGUGAAGGGCCUCUUCUAUCACUGCUCGAACGAUGACGAGGACAACUGCGCUGACAACCCCUGCUCCUGCAGUCAGUCGCAUUGCUGCACUAGGUGGUCUGCCAUGGGUGUGGUGUCCCUCUUUCUGCCUUGCUUGUGGUGUUACCUACCAGCCAAGGGUUGCCUUAAGUUGUGCCAGGGCUGUUAUGACCGGGUAAAUCGGCCGGGGUGCCGCUGUAAACACUCCAACACAGUUUGCUGCAAAGUUCCCAGUGUCCCCCCCAGGAACUCUGAAAAGCCGACAUAGCAUCACUAGUCAGAAGUAGUAAAGUAACAAGAAUUAUUUUAAAAAUACAUAUGCAACCAACUAAGCAGCUAUGGUCUUGGCACUGUAGUAGAAGGGUAGGGAGAUAUACUUUGCUCUUCGCAGUGAAAUGCUUCUCUCUGUGUGUGUGCCAUCUUAACUGAUCCGCUUGUUAGAAUCCAUCUAGUGGGAUACAGAAAAAAAAAAUGGGAUGCAGUACAUUGUGACCCACAUAUUGCAUAAGCUAAAGCAACACAGACACUCCUAGGCAACUCUAUUGUUUGUGAAUAGUACUUGCAAAAUCUGUAAAUUAGCAAAUGACUCCUUUUUUUUCAUUUUUUUUUUCUGCCAGAGAUAAUGUGCUAUAUUUUUGUAUAUACAAUAAUAUUUUCAACUGUGAAAAAUAAGUGGUGUCAUAAGACAUGGCACAGUCACAAAAUAUUAUACUAAUAUGUUGUACAUUCGGAAGAAUGUGAAUCAAUCAGUAUGUUUUUAGAUUGUAUUUUGUCUUACAGAAACCUUCUAUUACAAGAUUCUGAUUUCCCUUUGGACUUCAUGUAUAUUGUACAGUUACAGUAAAAUUCAGCCUUUAUUUUCUAAUUUUUUCAACAUAUUGUUUAGUGUAAAGAAUAUUUAUUUGAAGUUUUAUUAUUUUAUAAAAAGAAAUAUUUAUUUUAAGAGGCAUCUUACAAGUGUCACCCCUUUUUAUGAGAACGUCAUAGUUGCUGCAAAUAAGGGGUGAACGAUGCAUAUGUUCACUAUAAAAUAGAAAAUAUAUUAACGUUUGAAAUUAAA